Cladocopium goreaui is the source of this 1461-nucleotide messenger RNA. NCBI's taxonomy places the organism in Eukaryota, Dinophyceae, Suessiales, Symbiodiniaceae. The record is from the annotation of a GenBank genome assembly.
AUGGCGGAGGCCAGCGACGACAACGUGGCCAUGGAGUCUCCAACGCCUAGCUCAGCCAAGGAGGGCCUCUCGCUGCGAACCAGUCCCAGUGCCUCCGAGGCCCAGGAUACAGAGCCAAGACUCUCCUUUGGCUUUAGCCACCAGGUGAGUUUCCAGGACGAAGUUCCUGACGAGGUGCAACAGUUGGAUGUGGCCGAGGUUCACCGUGCGGCACGCCGCAGCUUCCUGGGCGAACGUGCAGCGGCGACCUACGAAGCCUUGCACACUGCUGGGCAUGCGCAAGUGGAGGAGCUUUCGCAACGGCGCUGGUGGGCGCUGCGGGGCUUCCUUCCGGCGGCUGAGGUGUCAGGCAUGGAGCAGGACGAUCGAGGCUUUCAGGACUUGAUCCAGCACCACAUCCCCAAUCGAGUGGCUGAGGAGGACCAGCCGGAGCACAUGCGGCCGCCCAAUUUGCGCGCCGUGUGGCAUGCACUGUUGGAGGAAGUGGCGCGAGAGAAGGCGCAGCGCUUGCGGUGGUUGCGACAGAGCUGGAGGCCCAAGCUGCGCUUGUCGCCUGAGAGCGCUGAACUCAUCGCAGCGAAAGCGGCGGAAGUGAACAAGCAGGCUGCUUUGUUCCAAGGGGAUGGUAUGUCCAACGUGGCCGGGUCUUGUGUGUCUCUGGUCCUGACCCCUUUGGGGAAGGAGCUCCGAGUGAAGAACAGCUUCAAAGAUGCGAUUGGCAUCCCCUUCUUCGGUCUUUGGUAUCUCUUGCUGGGUCUUGUGUUCAUCCAUGCCCCGCCGGUGCAUGAGGAGGCUGAUAUGGCGGCAAGAUUCUUCUUGGCAUUUGUGUCGUUGAUCCCACUCUUCAUGCACUCCCAGGGACUGCCUUGUCCCAGAAAGGAUCAGGCGGCGUAUGAGGUGCAGCAGAAAAUGGGUCAGUGGGUCUAUUUGACGCGACACUGCCUCACUCUGCAGUUCUGGCAUCAAGUCUUCUCUUUGCUGUGCGCUUGGGCCCCUUCACUUGCAGCUGUUACGAACGGAUUGUCAGUUUGUAUGGGCGCGCUUGGCGCCUUUGUGACCAUCCAGUACUUUGCUCUCGUUGUCCCAGCUGAAGGCUUCAAAGAAGAGUGCAAACAGUGGGCUGAGAAAGGUGUGAACUUUCGGGAGGUCCAACAUGUCCUCCACGUGCCGGCGCUGUUCAUUGGCUUGGCGGACUUGUGCUUGAGAUCCACCAGCACCUUGCGAGAGACCUUGUCCUUUCCUGGAGAUAUGGCCUUCGGCAUGUUCUACAGCACUUUUUACAUUGUUGUCUUUUUCUUCAACUACAAGCUCACGGGCAGGUGGCCAUAUCUCUUCAUGGAACAUGAAUUCGGCAGCGACGUGAAAAAGUGGUCGGUCUUUAUCCUGAAACAGAUCAUCGUUAUCACUUUGAUCAUCGUGGCCAAUUGGGGCGUCUUCUUUUUGAAGACCCUGAUCGCUUGA